Drosophila bipectinata is the source of this 753-nucleotide messenger RNA. The record is from RefSeq and is a predicted model, not a curated record. NCBI's taxonomy places the organism in Eukaryota, Metazoa, Arthropoda, Insecta, Diptera, Drosophilidae.
UCAUUUAUCAUCUCUAAUUCCCUAAAAAGAAAACAUUCCGAAAACAUAGAAAAACAGCUUUAAGCCAUGAUUAUCUAUGGCGUCUAUAUAGUCAGCAAAUCGGGUGGCCUCAUAUUUAACCUGGACAAUAAUGUGCCACGCAUAGAGCACGAGAAGACCUUCACAUACCCACUGGACUUGGUGUUGGACUAUGAUUCCAAAAAGGUCUCAGUGGCGUUUAACAGAAAGGAUGGAAUAAACGUGGGCCACGUUCUGGUGGCUGUUAACGGCAUAGCCGUCAAUGGAGUCACCAUCGAUGAUGGUCGGGACGUGAAAGCGACUCUGGAGUCGGCGGAAAACUAUCCUAUCAAUCUUAAGUUCAGUCGGCCAAAGAUGACCACCAAUGAGAAGAUAUUUCUAGCCAGCAUGUUCUAUCCGCUCUUUGCCAUCGCGAGUCAGCUUAGUCCGGAACCCCGCAGCUCCGGAAUCGAGCUGCUCGAAGCGGACACCUUCACGCUGCACUGCUUCCAGACACUCACCGGUAUCAAGUUCAUUGUGAUUUCAGAGACGGGCCUGAACGGCAUAGACCUGCUUUUGCGAAAGGUGUACGAGCUUUACUCUGACUACGUCCUCAAGAAUCCAUUUUACUCCCUGGAAAUGCCCAUCCGGUGCGAGCUCUUUGACAAUAAGCUGCAAGAGCUGCUCGCUCAGGUGGAGAAGACGGGCAUUAGCAAUAUUGAUAAAUAAACGUUACGUAGCCUUUUUAUACUGUUA